Molecule: messenger RNA, 7044 nt
Organism: Mauremys reevesii (Reeves's turtle)
Lineage: Eukaryota; Metazoa; Chordata; Testudines; Geoemydidae
Gene: TBX20
Product: T-box transcription factor 20
Exons: 9
Coding region: 277-1602 (441 amino acids)
Biological process (GO): vasculogenesis; cell fate specification; positive regulation of DNA-templated transcription
Cellular component (GO): nucleus
Molecular function (GO): DNA-binding transcription factor activity, RNA polymerase II-specific; RNA polymerase II cis-regulatory region sequence-specific DNA binding
Source: RefSeq, a predicted model, not a curated record
GCCGAUAGGAUCUCUGCGGCCAGCAAAUUAAGGCGGAGGAAAGUGUGCGACUGAUCGCAGUGUCCACCCGUCUGCCCUCUGAGCCACUCCGGGCUCCGGCUCCCACCCGCAGAGAGCAGCCGUCGCCGCAGCCUGAGCCAACUCGCUCCUCUCGCACGCAGCGAGCCAUCUAAUGCAGCGCCCGGGAGAUGAUGGUGACAGUUUAACCUAAUCCUGGCCGGGGCCUUAGAUCCGACCCCGCGGGCAUUGUGAAACCCUAGGAUUUAGUCUGUGAUCAUGGAGUACACAGCAUCCCCCAAACCUCAGCUCUCCUCCAGAGCAAACGCGUUCUCCAUUGCUGCUCUCAUGUCAAGUGGAAGCUCGAAAGAAAAGGAAAGUGCAGAGAGCACCAUCAAACCUCUGGAACAAUUUGUUGAGAAAUCCUCCUGCGCUCAGCCGCUGAGUGACUUGUCCAGCCUGGAUCCCCACGGGGAGUUCAGCGCCAGCCCUUCCGCCCUCUGCACCGAGCCCCUCAUCCCCACCACCCCCAUCAUCCCCAGUGAGGAAAUGGCCAAGAUUUCCUGCAGCCUGGAGACCAAAGAGCUGUGGGACAAGUUCCACGAGCUGGGCACUGAGAUGAUCAUCACCAAGUCUGGCAGGAGAAUGUUUCCUACUAUUAGGGUUUCCUUUUCGGGAGUGGAUCCUGAGGCCAGGUACAUAGUGCUAAUGGAUAUAGUUCCGGUGGACAAUAAGAGAUAUAGAUACGCUUACCACAGAUCUUCCUGGUUGGUAGCUGGAAAAGCUGACCCUCCGCUUCCUGCAAGGUUGUAUGUGCACCCUGAUUCUCCAUUUACAGGGGAACAAUUAUUAAAGCAGAUGGUGUCCUUUGAAAAAGUGAAACUGACGAACAAUGAACUGGAUCAACAUGGGCAUAUCAUUUUGAACUCCAUGCACAAGUACCAGCCCAGGGUGCACAUCAUUAAGAAGAAAGACCACACUGCCUCCUUGCUAAAUCUGAAAUCUGAAGAGUUCAGGACGUUUAUCUUUCCAGAGACAGUUUUUACAGCAGUCACUGCCUACCAGAAUCAGUUGAUAACCAAGCUGAAAAUUGACAGCAACCCUUUUGCUAAAGGAUUUCGGGACUCUUCCAGACUCACUGAUAUCGAGAGAGAGAGUGUGGAGAGCCUUAUUCAAAAGCAUUCCUAUGCACGCUCCCCCAUCAGAACCUAUGGCGGAGAAGAUGAUGUUCUGGGAGAUGAGAGCCAGGCAACACAAAGCAGAGGAUCAGCUUUUACAACCUCCGAUAACUUAUCCCUCAGCUCCUGGGUAUCCUCUUCAACCAGUUUUCCUGGAUUUCAGCACCCACAGUCCUUGACUGCCCUUGGUACCAGCACUGCAUCCAUAGCUACACCUAUACCUCAUCCAAUCCAAGGAUCUCUGCCUCCAUACAGCCGCCUGGGAAUGCCUCUUACACCUUCUGCCAUAGCCAGCUCAAUGCAAGGUAGUGGCCCAACAUUCCCAUCAUUCCACAUGCCCAGAUACCACCAUUACUUUCAGCAAGGGCCUUAUGCAGCUAUUCAAGGACUGCGUCAUUCCUCUGCAGUGAUGACACCAUUUGUAUGACUGACAUAAAACAAGGGAAAUCGAGAUUUUUAAAUGUGCAAAUUUGGUAUGAAAAUACAGGGGACCUUCCCAAAAAACCUAUGGAGAAAGAGCUGAACUCAUAACAGACUGGCUAACAUAAUGCAUUAUGGAUACAGAUUCCUCCAUCAAGGGGUCACAGCGAGAGAGAGUGAAGCUUGGAGUUGCAAAAGGAUCUAUGUGCUACAGCCAAAUGGAUCACAAAGUUCACAGGACUUUUAGCAAAGUGCAGCUUGAUCCAAAGGCGCAUUAUGUCUAGCGAAGUAAGAAGGUGCGUUUACGCAGCAAUGUACAAAUUAAUUGUGUAUAGUUUUUUUUCCACCUGCUAAAAGAAUCCUGAAAGAGGCAAUACUCUUACUUGAGUCCAUUCUUCCUUCUGAAUAAUGAGAGCCAAUAUGGAAAGAUUUAUUGCUAUAGCUUUGAGCAUGUUUAGGCUAUCUCAGCAUUAGUUUGCUGGGAGAAAAGGAGGGGGAAAGAUUGUCCUUCUUUUAAAGACUGGCUUAUCUUCAAUAAGAACAGUUUUAGUUCCUAAGGGGAAAUACCAAGAAAAUAUGAUCACACAACAAGCCUUGAAUUCUUUAUUUUCUUUGAGUUCACAGAGUUAUCAGUUCAGGAAAAAAAAGACUGUUUGAGAACUAUAUAAAAAUGUUAUAUUCUGUGCUUUGUCUAAAAAUGAGCUCCUCACAUAUCCCAGAAGGGGGCAAUUUAAGCAUCUGUCAGGAGUGAUGGAAGGAAAUAUUUAUUCUGAAGGAUCUGUUACUUUUAAUCUGAAAAUGAAAGAUCUCAAAUCUUCACCCUGAAUCAUUUAUCUGCCACUGAUACUAAAGGACCCCUCUCUCCAGAUGUGCACUUGUAUGAGAUAAAGGAACAGAGCCAAAUUCUUUUACUAUAAAGGUCUGCCCAUCCAACUUGCAAAUGUCAGUGGAUCCUGGUGCAUGACCAGUGCAUAAGAAUUUACUAGCUUCUCCUCUGAUUUUCAUGGUGAUGGAUAAUGUUGCCAGCUAUGCUGUCCUGCCAGGCAGACCAGAGCCAAAUUCUGUGCUUGUAUAUGUCCCAGUUUGAUCAGUGGAAUGGUCUGGGGUAUAAAUAAGCAUGUAAUUUGGCCCACAAUAUUUUACUCAUAUCUAUCUUUUAAUGGGUUUCUAAUUAAACAUGGUUUUGUAAACAAUAGGUCUGAUUCUGGCUGCAAUCCAGAUUUUCUAGUUAUUUUUUGUCUGUAAUAUAAUAAUGUAAUUAGAAUAAUGGGUCAGAUGUGCUCCUCUGCAGAGAUCCAACUUGAGGCCUGUGCACCACUGAAGUCUUAAGAGGUGUUGAUGCCUUGUGCUGGCUCUCUGUACGGGGUGAAUUUCAACAUCUGUGAAGAAUAAACGUUCAGAUGAAAGAGCAGGGUCCAAUCAGCUCAGCCACUGUAUAGUUUCUGUAUAUAGGUAAGAAAUACCAUAUGCUUAUUGACCCCAGUUCUUACACCCUAGUCAUGAGUUCUGUAAAGAGAACUUACCAGGGGCUGUAGGGGCUGAUCAGAAGUAAGGCUUAGAGUGGAAGGCCGGUCUUCAUCGCAUUAUUCUGUUCUAUACCCGACCAAUGUGUGUUACAACAGUAUAUGCAGUAGAGAUCGCAGCUUUUUAUGUGAUAUGCCACACGUCUGGGUGAAUGGAAAGGCAUGUCACAUGACAGUCUUUUGGCUGUAGCCCACUGACUUGCCUUUUGCUGUCCUGCCACAAAAUGCUGUAACACCAUCUCACACUUUGCCUAAUUCUUACGCUAUGUUCCGUUGCAGCUGAUUAAAACAAAGGAUAUUUGUCUCACAGAUGAGACCUGUACUGAUAAAUCAAGAAUAGUUGGUUGCCUUUAAAAUCUUGCCAAUUUUUCCCUUGAACAAAUAGGUACCAUUACCUCAGUAAUCGCGGUAUUAUUUUGUCUUCACCCAACUUUGCGUAGGGGAUGCUGCAAAGACUGGUGUAAAAUUAUCUGAGGCAACUGAGUUUUUUGUCUUGUGGGUUUUUUUGUGGUUUUUUGUUUUUGAAUGGGUGAACAUGGUAUGCCAUUCAUGAUUUUUGGACUCGGAGGCCCUCUGGGGAAUGUCACAAAUCAAUAUACUGGGCCAAGCCUUCUGUCUGCUUGCAUGGGCUGCAAAUAGAUGUCGUAUUUGGCCAGCUGUACCUAUAUACUGGAGUUUGCACUUGGCUGUCAGACUUAGCUGCAAGUUAUUUGUAUUGAAGUCACACUUUUGGCUAAUCAUGCCCUGUUUUGAUAUGAAGAGCCCUACUUUUGGGGAAAUCUGAGAAUAUUGGUGGAACAGAUACAUAUGCUGCAAAAGUUACAGUUAACCUCUCAAAUAUAUAGAUAAUGCCACAUUUUAAAUAUUUUCAGUGUAGAUUUGGUGGGACAAUUGACAGUUUUUUCCCUCCCCUUUCAAUUGUUUGGCUUACAUAGCAUAAAUGUGUCAUUCAUUUUUAACCAGGUGCUAAUCCUAUGCUAGCUAAUGGCAAAAUCUGAGGAAAAUUGUGACUUUGUAUAUAUCCUGUGCAACUUUGGUAACUUAUCUGGUUUUGCAUGCAGUGUUACUGUGUGAAGAAUUCAGCCUAGUUGCUUUAAAACUCUUUUGUGUGUGCACGUACCAGAAAAUGCUCAAGCAAGUACAGUGGCUCUCUGUUUCAGUUGACUCAAGAAGUAAAUUUGAAACAGGUAGGCUGAUGGAGCCUUUAUAAUUUGAGACCAAUCUUCUCACGUUGACCUGCUGUUCCUCUAUAAAGCGAAGUCUAAGCAAUAAAUUCUUUGACCUCUUUAGCCAUUUUCAUGAGUCCAUCCUAAUAGCGCCAGUAUUCUCCAUGUGAAAUUUCUGCUAUGAUGCUAAUGGAGUAUGAAAAAAUUUCAAAGAAAGUUCUAUUUCUUCCUAGGGUACAAGUAUAGUAACAGACGAAUGCUAAAAUAUCCAGUGAAAGGCAAAUGCUUCUUCACUAGGAAUAAAAUGUGAAAUGUCUAUGAAAAAUAUGGCACUAGCCCUCUCCUUAUGUAGAGAACAUGCAUGGAGUGGGACGUUCUCUCCAAAACUCAUGGACUACUCCCCACAGCAGGGAGGGGUUUGCCAUCCUAUCAGUCAGGAAGGGGACAAGGCUUUUGAACCUCAGUGACUGAGGAUCCACAGGCUGAUUCCACAUCCCUUAGGGUCUCUGAGUAGUCAACCCCUCCUUUUGUGCUGUCUGACUAGUUCCUCUCCACAGCAACAUAAUCCCUUUUGAACCACUGCACCCAUUGGAUUCCCCAUCAGUGCAGCCAAGAAAACAAAUCAUCCAGCAGCGUUAAUCCAGGGGUCUUCAGUCUUAUGGAUCUUGUAGAAGGGUUUUAGUUGGUGGUAGAGGAGAGCAAUGUUACUGAAUGGGAGCACCCAUGCCAGUAUUGACAUAAGUAUGGGGAAUUUCUGAUCUAUAUUAUUGACUUGCUCCCCUCCUUGCCUUCCAGCAGAAGGCUGUAUCUGAGUGUAAAUUCUGACGGUUCUUAGGGGGUGAAAUCCUUGCCCCACUAAAGUCAGUAGCAAAGUUGUAACUGACUUUAAUGGGAACAAGAUUUCACCAAGCUUUUCCAAUCUCACUAAUGGCGUCUCGCUAGCUGGACAGUGACAUUAGUGACAAUGCCAGUGUAGGAACUUGUCAGAGGAGACUAGUAACCAAUUUUCAGGCUGCUUUACAUUGAUUUGAAUAAGUAGAUAAAUUUAGAAAUGUAAUCCAGAUUUUAACUGCUUAAACAUUGAAUUUUUUAUGAUUGCUUAAAAAAAGAAUCCCUGUUCUGCUUUGAUGCUGGCUCAGUAAUCUCUUCCAGUAAUCUCUUCCUGAAUUGCCAAUAUCCCAAUGAUAUCACUUUGAGGGAAAAUGUCUGCCACUGGUAGAUGGCUUAGCAAUGCCAAAUAUAAUUUAAACUGGUAUAUUUCUAUGUAUUUCACAUUUUAUGCCUGAUAUAGAACACUCCUCAUUUUCCCAAGCUUUCUCGGCUAAGCAGAAUGGGUGAUCUUCUCUUUUAAAAAGGGCUGGAUGAACAUGCCCAAAUAUGCUUUUCAAACAGAAUGGUAAGAUUAUCUUCAGUCCAUUGUUUUAUUGCCUGGCUCAGUGUUAUGAAUAAAUUUGGAUGGGUUUUUUUUAAUUACUCUGUUACCCAGAAAUAUUCACAUCUUGUAUCAAUCAAAGGAAUCCCAGACUGAGGCAAAUGACUUAGAUGCCUUUAUCCAAUUUCCUUUUUAUUUCUGGAAACCUGAAAGAAGUAAGACAUAAAACACAUCUUAAAUUUAGCUGUUCAGUUUUCAGAAGUGCCCUAGUUGGUCUGUUGCCUACUCUGCAGGACAGUGCUGGGUACAAAUUCAGAGCCAUUGAUUGUAGUGGAGAUACAGAACAUGUGAAUUGACUUAAGCAGUAUAGACGAAAUGGGUUAAAUUCCAAAACUAAGAAGAGAUUUUUUUCAUUUCAGAUAAAAAUGGCCCUUGCUCGGUCCAAGGAAAAUGUUAAGUCUUCUCUACUCUGGGAAAUGUUGUAGCCAUUUUUCAGCACAGGUGCAGUCCCACCUAUGGGUAAGGUGUAGUGGAGACAGACUACAGGUUGUCACUGACAUCAUGGCCUGUGCAUAGUCUGCACUAGCUCUUAUAUCUUUGGUGGCACCAGUGGAACUGCACCAGUGCUGAAAAAUCUACCAAAUUUCCUAGCAAACACACACCCUUAAGGCCUUGAAAGCAACGGUAGGUACCAAGUGCUUCUAAAAGUCUGGCCAUUCAUUCAGGCAAUAACUUUUCCUGUACUGCAAUGGCCCAUGGGGGAGCAACAUCCCAAGAUUCAGCAAAUAUUAGACUUUUAAAAAUCAACUUGUUUUUAAAAACAAAGGUGAUUUGAUGACUUGUUUAGAUCCCACGAGAUCUUUGUGUAUUGUGGGAGAUCAGAAGUAUUACUGGAAAAAUGUUUUUAAAUUUUUUUGGGAAGUGUCCUAAACUGAAAGCUUAUACCAGUUGGGUGAAAUUCACCCCCAUGUAGAGUCAGCAUUCAGGCCUAAGCACCGCAUGUCUCAUUAUUUGAAGAGGCUCUGUGGCAAGAGCCAUUCUGUUUCUCUGCACAGGGUGAAUUUUACUCAUUGAAAUGUAUGUUCGUUUGGUGAGACCUAAUUCUUACCACUCCUUACUGUCCCUUUCUGCAGCAGAAAAUGUGGUUUCGCUACUUACAACUUCUGUCCUACAGUGAGGUGGCAUUUUGGACUCUCUGGUAACCUGUCAUUGAAUGUGGGUUCUGGUCUGUAAAAUGAGAGACAAUCUUUCCAGCUUACACAGAGCUCUUCUUCAAGUCUGGGAAACAUAUUCAGGGUGUCACAGCUAAAACAAGGUGAAACAGAUGGUUUAAUAUAGUUAACACAUUUCAAGGGACCAUUCAAGGUGAAGUGGCCUAGUAACUACUU